UUUCUCCUUCCUCGAACUUUGUUGCUGUUUUACGUAUCCUCUUUCUCUGUUUUUGGCUUCUCUCGGGCCUUUUAUCAAGCACCCAUUAUACCACUGGCCAUGUUUUAGAGGCUUGAGCAGUGUCAGAAGCACAAGGGUCUCUUUGUCUAAAGCUUUUUGAUGAUGAGAGAAUAAAGAGAGAUUACUGUUGAAAAUGGAGGCUGCAGAGGAGCUGGAGAGGAGAAGCAAGUUCUUGAACAGUUUAAUUCAGAAGAAGAAAGCCAUGGAGCAACAAAAUCAAAACGAUCAGUUUAAUUUUCGUGUUAGAGCCUCCGAUAUGCCUCUUCCUUUACAAAACAAAGCAUUCAAAUGUGCACGUGACCACCUUAACUCUAUGCCUGGAAAGCUUGACAGUAAACGCCUUGCUCUUGCUCUUAAGAAGGAAUUUGACUCUUCAUAUGGUCCAGCUUGGCACUGCAUUGUGGGAACAAGCUUUGGUUCCUACGUUACACAUUCACUUGGAGGCUUCUUGUAUUUUUCAAUUGACAAGGUUUAUGUUCUGCUUUUCAAAACAGCUGUUGAGCCCUUAGACCAUUGAUGGAUUUUUACGAACUUCAGUUUUUACAGGCUUUUGAUGAAUGUUUAUUUAUGUCAAAUUAGAGACUGCAAAUUUGGUAAGUAUUUUGUGUUUGCUUUUGUAGAAUUUUCAAGAUGGGUUGAUUGUACUUCUUUAAACUGCAUAAAAUGAUGGACAUACUCUUCUGAUA
Messenger RNA from Mangifera indica (mango), 746 nucleotides. RefSeq names its product dynein light chain LC6, flagellar outer arm-like. Gene Ontology annotation, molecular function: dynein light intermediate chain binding; dynein intermediate chain binding. The transcript is spliced from 2 exons. Gene Ontology annotation, biological process: microtubule-based process. Bases 194 to 577 code for a protein of 127 amino acids. NCBI's taxonomy places the organism in Eukaryota, Viridiplantae, Streptophyta, Magnoliopsida, Sapindales, Anacardiaceae. The record is from RefSeq and is a predicted model, not a curated record. Gene Ontology annotation, cellular component: dynein complex.